AUGCAGAGCAGAGCGGUCGACACGCGGGUGCAGCUUGAGGUCAGGGAAGGCGAGCCCAAAGGUACUUUGGUCGGCACGAUACCGGUCAAGCCUGAUUUUACCUAUAGGUUCAAUGAGCCGCCUCAAGAAUUUGUGCUUGAUCCGGAAACAGGCCAGAUAAGAACAGCCAAGGUCCUCGAUCGCGAAGCUCUGAGCAGCGAUCGGUUUGAUUUUGUCAUAUUAUCGAGUCAACCAACUUAUCCAAUCGAAGUGCGAAUCUUGGUGCUUGACAUUAACGACAACAAUCCAGAAUUUCCGGAGCCCAGCAUCGCGGUAAGCUUCUCAGAAUCGGCCGUAACCGGUACCAAGCUGUUGCUGGACGCCGCGACAGACCGGGACACGCCGGAGAACGGUGUGCUAGAUGACUAUUUUAUUGUGGAUGGCAAUACGGACGGCAAAUUUCGUUUGGAAGUUACGGGCAAUCCUAUCGGUGAGACAUCAUAUUUACACCUCGAGACUACAGGCAAGUUAGAUCGCGAGCAGGUAGAGUUUUAUUCGCUCAAUAUUUGUGUGCGCGAUCGCGGCCGACCUCCACGUUUAGGUUAUUUGUUGGUAAACGUGACGGUGUUAGAUGUGAAUGACAAUUCGCCCGUGUUUCAACAAAGCGAUUAUGUGGUAGCGUUAAAUGAGAGCGCUCCAAUCGGCACGAAAGUCCUGACGGUACAUGCUACUGACAAGGAUUCGGAGGACAAUUCGAAAUUGACGUAUUAUCUACCGGACAACGAGCGCAAGUUCACAAUCGAUCCGGAGGUAGGUACGAUCACGACGGCCGAGCAGUUGAGGUGUCCUCAACAAGGCUGCACGAUAGCACGUCCUGCUGGCGGUUGCCCCAAAAGCUGCGUUAUUACGGUCUUCGCUCGCGAUCAUGGUUCACCUAGGCAGGACGGUCGUACCUACGUAACGGUGAAUCUGUUGGACGCGAAUGAUCAUGAUCCUGUAAUCAAAUUUACCUACUUUCCACCGACCGCGACUUUUGCUACCGUCGACGAAAACGCUGCCAAGGACCAGAUUGUCGCUGCGGUAACAGUACUCGACGACGAUGAGGGCUUGAAUGGCGAGACCAGCAUAGAGAUACGCGCCGGUAACGAGUUAAGCCAUUUUCGGCUAGAGAACACGCAAACUGUCGAUAUCGUGCGGGUCAAUGGCCGGUUGGACCGUGAGGAGAUACCCAAGUAUAAUCUCACGGUGGUCGCCACCGACAAGGGCAUUCCGCCCAGAUCGGCCACGUCCUAUCUCGUGAUUCAUGUGAACGACGUCAACGAUCACGAGCCGGUAUUUCAACAGAGUGAAUAUUCAGCAGUGCUAUCGGAACUCGCACCGAUUGGUAGUUUUGUCGCCAGCAUUUCGGCCACGGACGCGGAUUCUGGAUUAAAUGCGCGGAUUUAUUACGAAUUCGGUUCGGGCAACGAGCAGGGCUGGUUUGCUAUCGAUGGCGAUACCGGCCUAGUCACCACCGUUGCCACUUUGGACCGUGAAGUUCAAGGUAGCAUCGAGUUACACGUGUCGGCGUGGGACGGCGGUCCAAACACCAAGUACGCGUCCACACAUCUCAAGGUGACAAUUCUUGAUGAGAAUGAUGAAGCGCCACGCUUUUCCGAAAACGUCGUCGAAAUCACGUUAUCAGAGAACACGCCGCCCAACAGUUUAGUAGCUACCCUGACAGCCGUCGACAACGAUCAAGGAACCAACGGUAGUGUUGCGUAUAGCUUUCAUUCCUGUGUCUCACGCGAUUAUCCCAAGACUUUCGCGCUGGAUGCUCUGACCGGUCAGUUGACGACCAAGAUUGUCUUAGAUCGGGAAACAGUAGCAGAGUACAGAAUUCUGGUCAUAGCGAAAGAUCAGGGUACGCCAGUGCAAUCCUCAACCGCCACUGUGGUUCUAACGUUGGAAGACGUUAACGAUAACUCGCCGGUCUUCUAUCCUUGGAAAUAUCUAAUGCCUAUCUCUGAAGAUGCUCCAGCAGGCACGACAAUAGGUAAAGUGACGGCGACUGAUGCCGAUGCCCGGGAAAACGCUCAAGUAAAAUACAUCCUGGAAUCUGGCGGUGAAGGUCUCUUCAUAGUGGAUGAGAGAACCGGCGAGAUUGCUCUUCAGGGCUCUUUACGAGCCGCGCACAAAACUCUCUACGAGCUAACCAUCUCGGCCAAGGAUACCGGCGACCGGUUGGCAGCUAGAAAUGCGAUAGUGGAAAUAAUUCGCGAGGAGGAUCUAGAACACCUCGAGUUUGAAACUUACAACGGCUAUGAAUUCCGCGUAACCGAGAAUCAUGGCGAUUGCGACUCCAUAUCCGGAUUCAGUCGAGAGGUUGGUUCGGUACAAGUCACGCAAUAUAGUAAUACCGGCAAGGUAAGCUAUGCCAUUGUUUUCGGCGAUUCUAAAAGCAAUUUUAGAAUUGACAAAAGUACCGGCGUUAUCAGUACUACCGGUUGUCUAGAUCGCGAGCGAGUGGCUUAUUACAGUUUGCAACUGUCAGCGCGCGCCGAUCUCGCGUAUGGUCAAACGACCGUUAACAUCACCGUACAGGAUGUUAACGACAAUCCUCCCAGGUUUCCCAGGGGCGAGCGAGGCGAUGAAAUUUUUCUGCGAGAAAAUGCGGCAGUGGGACAGGAAAUAUGUUUAGCCCGUGCCAGAGAUCGUGACGUCGGCGCCAAUGCCAGAAUCGUCUAUUCGCUUACGCACAAUCCAGGCGAGCAAUUCAGGAUCGCCGAAAAUUCGGGCAUCAUCUAUUUAAACAAACCAAUCCAAGCAACACCUGGUACGAUCCUCUAUCUAGAAGUGACGGCGACUGAUUCAGGUGAAUCAUCGCUAUCCGCUCAGCAUCAGAUCAAAGUGACGAUUGAAGACGUUAACGAUCAUACGCCAGUCUUUCGGUUGACCAGCUACGAGAUCUCGCUGCCGGAGUCCACGCCGGUCAACAAGCGUUUUUUCUCGUUGAUAGCUCACGAUGCGGACCUCGGCGUCAACGGUAGGAUAUUAUACAGUGUGACUGACGGUAACGUCGAGGGUCGUUUUGGCAUUUUUCCGGACGGUCAGCUCUAUGUGAAGAACGCGCUGGAUCGCGAGGAACGAGACUAUUACGCACUCGAGGUCACUGCGUCUGAUCAAGGCAGUCCUUCGCGAAGUUCCGUUGUUCCGGUAGUGGUGCACGUGAUCGACGAGAACGAUAAUGCGCCCGAGUUCACCAACAGCAGUUUUAGCUUCCAUCUACGUGAGAACGAGCCGCCCGACACCUUCGUCGGUAAGCUGUUGGCCACCGAUCGUGAUGUCGGUCGUAAUGCCGAUCUAAUAUUCUCGUUGCCGGCUAGCCAGCAAGACUUUGUGGUCGAUCCGAGGAACGGUUUCGUUAAAUCGCUGCGCGUAUUCGAUCGCGAACUCCUGGUGACCAACACCGGCGGCAGCUAUGUCACCUUAGAGGCCACUGUCACCGAUAAUGGUGUCAAUCACCUUCGUGAUCGCGUUAAGGUCACCAUCCAUAUCACCGAUGUAAACGACAAUGUGCCACAAUUCCAGCGUUUGCCUUAUCGAGUACAAAUGAGCGAAGGCGCCGUGAUCGGCACGCAGCUGUUGAGAGUAUAUACAACCGAUGCCGACGAGGGUUUGAACGGUGACGUGUUUUAUUCAUUGGAGGACGGCAAUCAGCACGGUCAUUUCAUAAUUGACGAAGCCACAGGACAGAUUUCGCUGGUGAAAGAACUCGAUCGCGAGACGUCCGACACCUAUGUAUUGACUGUUGUGGCGCACGACGCCGGUCUCGAGACGCGUUUGUCAUCCAGCGCAACUGUCUACAUCGAAGUACUCGACGAAAACGACAAUGUGCCGCGUUUUAUCGACAAUAAAUCCCGUAUUUCCGUGCUGGAGACCACGCCGAUCAAUACCGAAUUGUUGCGGUUCAAGGCCACUGACAACGAUCUCGGACCCAACAGCGAGCUGACAUUCGCCAUAUCGGCCGGUAACAGAAGGGAUACCUUCUAUAUCGAUCCACUGACUGGUAUCCUGUAUUUACGAAAAUCGCUGGAUUAUGAGGAGCUGGAACGUUACACACUGAACGUCACCUGUGGCGACGGUGGUCACCCAAGGCUUAGCUCGAUUACCAGUCUGAUUGUCGAGGUGAUCGAUACCAACGACAAUCCACCGGUAUUUCCGAAUACGGCAAUAGUGCGUCAGAUACGCGAAGGUAUUCCCGUGCGAACGCCGAUCGUCACCAUCACCGCCGAGGAUCCGGAUUCGGGCGACAACGGCAUGGUCAGUUACUCGAUUCUCAACCAAGAUCCGGAGGACCAAGUGCGGCGUUUCGGUAUCAAUCUGUCGAGUGGCGUAAUUCAUACAUUGCUGCCGAUUGAUCGUGAGGAAGUAGACACCUUCAAACUCGUAGUAGUCGCGACCGAUCGAGCGCAGCCAUCAAGCGCGCGCUUGUCCGCAGAGAAGCUAGUAAUUGUGAUCGUCGAAGACGUCAACGACAACGCGCCGUUAUUCGUCAGUAUGUCUGCAGUAGUGUUACCGCCGCUGCGCACUGGCAAUCUCAACCAUUAUCAGUCAUCGAUCAAGGAAAUCGUGGUCACGCAGCUGGUCGCCCGCGAUCUCGACUCCAGCACGAACGGCCUGGUGACGUACGAAUUGCUCCGUUCGAACGUCAACUAUUUGGAUAUGUUUCGUAUUCACCGUAGCACCGGACAGCUCACCAUGAGAUUUCCGCGAUCAUUCUCGAAGAGGAGCGGUCUCUUCGAACGGAUAUUUAAAUAUCAGGUCGGUGUCCGAGCGACGGACGAAGCGGUCCAGACGGAACGUCGUUCGUCGGAGACUUACGUGACCUUGAUCGUGCCAGGCGAGGACGGCGAUGAUCAGCCGAUCUGGGAACACCGGGGUCAGAUCGAGGGCAGCGUUUAUGAGAACGAACCGGUCGGUACCAGCAUUCUGCGUGUGAGCGCGCGCAACCGACGCUCGAACAUCGAGCUCGAGUAUUACGUGACGAACGUGACCGCCGGCGGCGGGCCCGACGACGGGCUCCAGGUCGAUCGGCUCUUCGACAUCGACACGAAGACCGGCGUGCUAUCCACCGCGGCCAAGCUCGAUCGCGAAACCGGCGUCCAGUGGUAUGAGGUUGAACUGUACGCCAUCGGCAUAGGCGGCACCAGGCCCAGUACGACGUCCACCAAAGUACGCGUGACAGUGCUGGAUAAGAACGACGUGGCACCUACGUGGGGUCCGGGCCCGUGGAAAUUCAAGAUAUCCGAGGAGGCGCCGCCCAACACCGUUGUCACGGUACUCAAGGCCCACGAUCCGGACACCAUCGGUACCCUGACUUACACUCUGGUGCCGAAUCAUCACGAUGACGACGGAACGCAGAGCCAAUUCAAGCUGCAUCUGACCACCGGCCAGCUAAGACUAGCGGAGGCCCUCGAUAGGGAAACGAAGGAGAGAUAUAUGCUGAGAGUGCGCGCUGAUGAUGGCCUGCAACACCGGGAUAUCAUGCUUAACAUACAGGUUACCGACACCAAUGACAACGCGCCGACCUUCCAAAGCACGGCUUAUUCAUUCGAUAUCCCGGAGAACGUGCCCAGGGGCAGCCGCGUGGGCCAGGUCGUCGCGACGGACGUCGACGCCGAGGGGCCCAACAGUCAACUGAGCUACGUGCUCAUCUCCGACUGGGCGAACGACGUGUUCUCGCUGAAUCCGAGCACUGGCGUGUUCACGCUCACCGCGAGUCUCGACUAUGAGCAGGUGCAGCACUACAUUCUCGUCGUGCAAGCGACGGACGGCGGCGUGCCGGUGCUGUCAUCCACCGUGACGGUGUACUGCAACGUCGUCGAUCUAAACGACAACGCGCCGAUCUUCGAGACCGGUCCGCACGCUGCCGACAUCGUGGAAAAUGCGACCGUCGGCACGCCCGUGCUUACCGUAGCCGCUCAGGAUCUGGACUCCGGUGACAAUGGCAGGAUCUUGUACGCCAUCGCUGCCGGUGAUGAGGACGGGAACUUCGGGGUGGCACCCAACGGUACCCUCUUCACGCGCCGACUCCUCGAUCGCGAACGUAAGCCGCUGUACAACCUGGUGCUGAGCGCCACUGACAGUCCAAACAAUUUUUUUAUUGUAUACAUAUAUGUAUAAGUAUACAUACUUGUAAUGUACAUACAUACUUGUGAGUAAAGAGAAGAUCGAGUCCAUUAUCCUCUCGCUCGUACGAUGUAGGUGACAGUUGUGUUGCUGGACGUGAACGAUAUGUCGCCGGAGUUCAUAUCGCCCACGAAGAUAUCGAUAAUUGAGAACGCGCCGAGUAACACAGUGGUGAUGGCGAUAAAGGCCAUCGACCGAGACGAGGGUCGAAACGGUUAUGUUGAAUACAUGCUCGAAGACAACGACUUGCCGUUUACUCUGGGCCUGGUGGAUGGACUGCUGCGCGUCUCUGGACCGCUGGACCGCGAGCAAAAGUCUAACUACACCCUGGGAGUCACCGCUAGAGAUCGCGGUGAGCCAUCGAGAUCGUCAUCGACCACCGUCACUGUUAUGGUGCUCGAUGAAAAUGACAACUCGCCAGUGUUCGAUCCCAGGCAAUACUCCGCCACCGUUGCCGAGAACGCCAGUAUUGGUGCCAGUGUCCUUCAGGUGUCGGCGAUGGACCGUGACGAGGGCGCGAACGGCAGAGUGCGAUACAGCAUCGCUAUGGGAGACGACAAUAGGGACUUUACGAUCUCGGAAGACAGUGGGGUAAUUCGGGUGGCGAAGAACCUGAACUUUGAGCGCAAACCCUGCUACUACCUAACGAUCCGCAGCGAGGAUUGCGCGGCGGAAGUAGGCGAGACACCGCGCAGCGAUACCACCCAAGUCACCAUCACUGUCCUCGAUAUCAACGACAACGCGCCGGUUUUCCUCGAUUCUCCCUAUCUGGCGCACGUUAUGGAGAACAUGGUGCCGCCAGGCGGCGGUUUUGUCAUACAGGUUAAGGCAUAUGACGCGGAUACGCCACCGUACAACGAUCAAGUCAGGUACUUCCUUAAGGAGGGCGACACGGAUCUAUUUCGCAUAAAUGCCAGCACCGGCGACAUAUCACUUCUUCGACCGUUGGACAGAGAGCUGGUGCCCGAAUACACGCUCACCUUAGUAGCCAUGGAUACGGGUUCGCCGCCCCUCACCGGUUCGGGCAUUGUCAAGAUCGUCGUCCUCGAUGUGAACGAUCAUAAUCCCGAGUUCGCCCGGCAAGACUACAAGGCCGCCGUGAUGGAAAACAUGCCUGCAGGAACGUGGGUCACCAAACCGCGUGCCACGGAUAAGGAUGAAGGACUCAAUGCAAAAAUAAGGUAUCGCCUACUUGGGGACAAAGCGGAGCGGUUUUCCGUGGAUUCCGAUACAGGUGAAGUAUUCACCACGGUGCCGCUGGACCGCGAGCAGACCGCCGUGUACCAUCUGACUUUAGUAGCCCGGGAUUCGAGCCCAACGGAGCCACGUGCCUCCACCGUCAAUCUGACCAUCUCGGUGAUGGAUGUGAACGACAACGCGCCCCGCUUCUCCAGUCCCAGAUACACGGCCUACGUUCCAAGCGCGACCAAACCUGGCGAUUUCGUGUUCGGCGCGAAAGCAACCGAUGAUGACGACGGCGAGAACUCGCGGAUCGUUUAUCGACUGCAAGGCAAGGACGCCGAUCGGUUCGCCAUCGAUCUCGAUAACGGCGUGAUACGCGCCGCUCAGGAACUCGCCGGCGACCAGACGACCUAUCAGCUGCAGAUUCAGGCGUCGGACUGCGGCAUCGAGCCCCAACAUGUCACCGCCGAUCUGAUGAUACACCUGUGGGAGCGGCAGUUGUUCCCCAGCUUCCGCUCGAGCGUUAGCACGAGAUUCACGCUACCCGAAGAUGUGCCCGAGGGCAGGGUGAUCACCAAGCUGAGCGCGACCACCCCGAAGAGUGGAUCGGCCAGUAAUCUGAUAUACGGCAUGGCCGGCGGUAACGUGGGGGACGCUCUGAGAAUCGAGCCUCACACCGGAGAGGUCGUGGUCGCGUCCGGUUUCGAUUACGAAACGGCGCCGCAUUACGAAGCCUGGAUUGAGGUUCGCGACUCGGAUACGCCCGCGCUGCGGAGCGUUCUACAGCUUUUGGUGAAUGUCACGGAUGCCAAUGAUAAUGCGCCGGUGAUGGAGGCGGCCAUUUACAACGCUACCGUGGCGGAGGACGAGUAUCCGCCAUUGUUCGUCGGCCAAGUCGCCGCGAGAGACCGCGAUUCUAGCGAAAACGGUCAGGUCGUGUAUCAUUUGGUUGACAACUUUUCCGAUACUUUCGUCAUCGAUGGCAAUACCGGACAGAUCGAGACCAACGUUAAGCUGGAUCGCGAAGAGAUCGAGUCCUACGAACUGAUUGUAGAAGCCAGGGAUCAAGGUCACCCGCGGUUAACCGGAACUACCACCGUGCUGGUGACCGUUCUGGACAAGAAUGACAAUCCACCGCAUUUCACGCGACUGUUCAGCGUCAACGUGACGGAGAACGCGGAGAUCGGCACUUUCGUCAUACGUAUCACCAGCAGCGAUCUGGACAUCGGCCAGAAUGCGAACGUCAGUUACAGCUUCACCGACAAUCCGGGAGAAAAGUUUUUUAUCCACACUCUGAGCGGAAACGUGACUGUGACUGGACACCUCGACAGGGAGGAGCAAGACGAGUAUUUGCUAAAGGUUGUAGCGGCAGACGGGGCGUGGCAAACGGAGACCGCUCUGACGAUCACCAUUCAAGACCAGAACGACAACGCGCCCGAGUUUGACGAGAAUACCUAUCACUUUCACUUUCCCGAGCUUCAGCCGGCGGUGGCGCACGUCGGUCAGGUCACCGCGAUCGAUCGCGACAAGCAGGGACCGAACUCCGUCAUAUCUUACAGUCUGCUUCAACCAUCCGAUCUCUUCGCCGUCGAUCCGGCGACCGGCGAUGUCUUCAGCAAGCGCACUCUGCGCUACAAGCAUAGUAAUCGACCAUCCUCACCGGAGAACCUAUACUCGCUAACCGUAAUUGCGACCGACAAUGGCAAGCCACCGAUGUCCUCGAGGACGGUGGUGCAUGUAAAUGUGGUGGAUGCCAACAACAACGCGCCCCGCUUCGAGCAGAGAUCCUACUUGUCGCCGGUACCGGAAAACUACGGAGUGGGCAAGCGUAUCACCCAGCUGAUCGCCCAUGACGACGCCGACUUCGGCGUGAAUGCGGAGGUCGGUUAUACGUUGACGUACAUAAACGGCACUGGCGACCUGUUUGCCAUCGAGGAACAAACUGGCUGGGUCUAUGUGCGCAAGAGCCUCAACGGUAUUCCUAUCGGCACAGUAUUCCCGUUGAAGGCAUACGCCACCGAUAAAGGCGUGCCGCCGCAAAAGGACCAAGUUGUUUUAACGCUUGUCAUCUCCGGCGAGAACCGGCACGCGCCCACCUUCGCCGCCGUCAGUCACCAGGUGAGGGUGCCGGAGAACGAGCCAGUUAACACGACCAUCUUGACGGUGAGCGCCGUGGACGACGACAGUGGGCCCAAUGGUAUGGUACGCUACAAGAUCUCGGCCGGCAACGAGAGAAAUGAAUUCUCCGUGCACCCCAUCACCGGCGCGGUUACCAUACUCGAGCCUCUCGAUUACGAUUUAGUGCAGGAAUAUCAGCUGAACAUUACCGCCAUGGAUCUGGGAUUCGAGCCGAAGCAAGCGGUUGCCACUUUGAUCGUCAACGUCUCCGACAUCAACGACAAUCCUCCGAUUUUCAAUCAGAGUGUAUAUGAGGCGUUUUUACCGGAGAACUCGCCGCCCGACAGUUUUGUCUACAAGGUAUUCGCCCAAGACAUCGAUUCUCCCAAGUACGCUGUAGUGCAGUAUAAGAUUCUCGGUGGUAGCGGCAAGGAUCAUUUCCGCAUCCGCGAGGAAACGGGCGAGAUUACAUCAGACACCAGCUUCGAUUACGAGGAGUUGAACGAGUACAGUCUCGACAUUGUCGCGGCCAAUCCGGACUCGAAUCCGCAGAUGGUCGGUUUUACGACCGUGGUAGUGCGCAUCACAGGCGUAAACGAGUUCUAUCCAAAGUUCAUUCAACCGGUAUUCCACAUGGACGUGUCUGAGAGUGCCGAUGUCGGCACAUCGGUCGGUCUGGUCCAGGCGACCGAUCAGGACUCGGGCGAGGACGGCCGCGUAUAUUAUCUCUUCGUGGGCUCGUCCAACGACCGCGGUUUCUCCAUCGGCACGGAAACCGGCGUCAUUCGGGUGUCGCGUCGACUCGAUCGCGAAACGCAGAAUCGCGUGGUGUUGACGGUAAUGGCGAAGAACGGUGGCGGUAUACGCGGCAACGACACCGACGAGGCGCAGGUGAUCAUCUCCAUUCAGGACGGCAACGAUCCGCCCGAGUUUCUACAGAGCUCUUACGAUGCAAGCGUGUCGGAGGGUGCCGUUCACGGCACCCGCGUCGUCACUGUCCGCGCAAUCGACAAGGACAUCAAGCCGCAGAACAAUCAGUUCUCGUACUCCAUCAUCGGCGGCAAUCAUGGCCAAGCGUUUAAGGUCGAUCCGCAGACUGGUGACAUCGAAACAGCAAAACAGCUGGAUCGCGAAACUGUGCCCGUUUACGAUUUGACAAUCGGUGCGAUCGACACCGGCUCGCCAUCGCAGACCGGCACUGCAAUGGUGCACAUCGAGCUACUGGACGUCAACGACAACGGACCGGUCUUUGACCCGCCAGAGGUGAUCGGUUACGUCAGCGAGAACGAACCGGCCGGUACUAGUGUGAUGACUUUGAGCGCAACUGAUCCCGAUCUGCCGCCCAAUGGCGCACCGUUCACGUACAAACUGAUCGGCGGAAGGCAAAGCGACGUUGUCAUCUUGGACAAGCAUUCCGGCGUGCUGAGAACUACCAAGAGUCUCGACAGGGAAACGAUGCCGCAACUGGAUCUCAUGGUUGAAGUGGAAGACUCGGGAAUACCUCGAAUGAAGAGCGAGCACACCGUUACCGUGAUUGUUACGGAUCAAAACGACAGCCCGUCCGCCCCGAGAUCGGUCCACGUGAUCGUGCGCUCGUUCAACGGCAAGACACCUCUGGGAAAGAUUGCCGAUGUUCAUCCAAAUGACCCGGAUAUUACCGGGGCUUACUCUUGCAAGAUACUUCAAAGUUCGAAUCCGCGCGUGCUCAGCAUCCCCAACGCCUGUGAUCUACACACUAACAAGAUUACACCAGAAACCGGUCACUCACUGAGCAUCUCCGGCAACGACGGACGACAUCCCGACGUGGUCUCCAAGGUCACGAUCGAAUUUCUACUUUUCUCGAAUGCCACAAUCGAGAACAGCAUAACUCUGCAAAUUUCCAAAAUGACCGCAAAGGAUUUUCUUAGUCAAUAUUACCGAGCACUUCUGGAUCUCCUACGGGAGAAAAUUGACGUCGGCGACACACUCACUAUUUUCAGCAUCGGUGAGAAUGGACAAGAUGUGAAUGUCCAUUUGGCAGUGGACUCUCCGCAAGGUAAGUUAAAAAUAUCAUAAAUAAAUAUAUAUAGAAAACUUGAAUAUAUUAUCGAUUUGUUGAUGCGUAAUGGAGACCAAAUCCAGGCGCUACUCGAAGAUAGCACAUUCACCAUCGGCUAUUCCCCGUGCAAGCACGUGCCAUGCGAAAACGGUGGCAGCUGCAGCGAUCGAUUGGCCAUAUACGACGAUGCCAGAAUCACCGACAGCCAGGCACUGAUCCUGACAUCGCCCAGAAUGAUGCACGAGAUGAUCUGCAAAUGCCGGGACGGCUUCACCGGCGACAAAUGCGAGAAAAGGCAGGAUCCGUGUUCACCGAAUCCCUGCUUGUUGGGAGGGCAAUGCCGUCGUUUGGGAUACGAUUUCCAAUGCACUUGUCCCAUCGAUCGCGACGGCAAACUGUGCGAGCUCGAGAGGGGCGACGCGUGUGCCAGCAAUCCGUGUCGAAACGGCGGAUCGUGCAGAAACAGCCCAGAUAGUCUCAGCUUUUUCUGCCUCUGCCGAGCAGGCUACAGAGGAAAUCACUGCGAGGCAAUCACCGACUCUUGUCGACCGAAUCCUUGCUUGUACGGUGGUUUGUGCGUGGGAGAGAAACCUGGAUAUCGAUGCAGCUGUCCCGAAGGUCGCUAUGGACGGCAUUGCGAGCGCUCGACCUUUGGCUUCGACGAGCUGUCCUACAUGGCAUUCCCAGCGCUGGACUCUAACACGAAUGACAUCACCAUCGUGUUCGCCACCACGAAGCCGGACGCUUUAUUACUGUACAAUUACGCGCCGCAGACGGGCGGCCGCUCGGACUUUGUCGUGUUGGAGUUGAUCGAUGGCCGAGUGGUCUUCUCGUACGGCGGUGCCAGAAGCGCGAUUACUACCGUAGCCAUCAAGACCGAGAAACCGGUAUCGGACGGCGAGUGGCGCAAGGUCACCGCCACCAGAAACGGCAGAGUCGUCUCGCUCAGCGUGUCCGUUUGCAGGGAACACGGCGAUGUCUGCGACGAUUGUAGACCUGGCGAUGGUACCUGUUACGCAGACGACGUGGGUCCGACCGGGACCCUGAAUUUCAACAACAAUCCUCUUCUACUGGGUGGUCUGGAGAACGCCGAUCCCGUGCUAGAACGUCCUGGUCAAGUGCAUUCCGACGAUUUUGUAGGUUGCAUUCAUUCGGUGGCAAUAAACGGAAGGGCCCUGAAUCUGACGAAUCCGCUCGCGUCGCGCGGCGUCAAAUCCACGUGCCUCAGAUCGCAGCGAAGUCCUUGCCUAAGAGAUGAGAAAGACACCAUUUCCGUCUGCGGUACGGGCGCACGAUGUUACGACAAGUGGCAUCAAGUAAUAUGUCAAUGCGGAUCUCUGACAGCGCCCAACUGUCACGGCGCCAUGGAUCCCAUUACGUUGAGCGAGGGAGGAUUUAUCGAGUUUAAGAUUUCGGAGAAACACAAAAGGAUGCAAUUGUUGGAAUAUCUCUAUGAUGGCUCAACAAUAUGGCAUACGAAUCGCGUUAGGCGCGAUCUCAUCGACGACACGAGUUUUAUAACAAACUCUUCUCCAUCGAAGACAAUCGGUCUGAUGUUCAGAACUGUAAAACCUGAUGGUAUCUUGAUAUACGCUGCAACCAAUAAGCAUUUUACAUCCGUAGAGCUUCGUAACGGUCAGCUGAUUUACACUUCUCUGCUCGGAUCGUCGGUGAACAUGUCAAUCAACAUCGAGCGCGGACUCGCCGAUGGACAUUGGCAUAAUUUGACUCUCCACGCCUAUACCGGAGGAUUAAGACUGCUGGUCGACGGUGCCGUGACGGGUGACGAGUUGGAUUCGGCGGGUGUUCACGACUUUCUCGAUCCCUAUUUGUCUAUCCUGUCGAUCGGUGGAGUUAACCGGGAUCUCUAUUACGCUCAUAGCGCUGAUGCUAAAAGCUUUGAGGGUUGUCUAGCUAACUUUACCAUCAACAACGAGGUGCAGCCGUUCAACGGUUCCGGUUCCAUCUUCAAAAAUACACUUUAUCACGGCAAAGUGAGUACCGGAUGCAGAGGACCGAUCGGCAUCAGUGCAGCCGCAACCGCGGAUCCCCUCAGUAUCGGCAUCACUCUGGUCAUCGUCUUCUUCGUCAUUCUGCUGAUCGCGAUGCUGGUGAGCUUCAUAGUAUUCCGAUUACGCCGACAGAACAAGGAAAAAUCGGCUCCGUCGGUUGUCAACAAGAACACGAACGCCAUCAUGACCGGCAAUUCGUUGGUCGGCGCCGGGAACGACAAUCUCAUGUCCCGACACGAAAACACGUAUAUCUCGGACACAUCGGAUCUGCGCGGUGUGGGUCACAUGGGGCCCGAGUUAAUCUCGAAAAAGUACAAGGAGCGCGAGAUCAACGCCACUGCCGAGCAUCGACCGCAACGACCCGACAUCAUCGAGAGAGAAGUCACCAAGUCACCGCCUAUCCGUGACGAACACCCGCCGCUGCCACCCCCUGCCCAGACCUCCUUACAUUCGCACGAACAUAAUCCGGAACCUGACAUCCCGGAGCACUACGAUCUGGAGAACGCUAGCUCGAUCGCUCCCAGCGACAUCGACAUCGUGUAUCAUUAUAAGGGCUAUCGCGACGGCAUGAGAAAGUACAAGGCCACUCCGCCUCCUUUAGGUAAUUAUAGCAAUCACCAUAAGCACACGGGACAGCAACACCGUCAUACCGGACCCUUUCCACCGCGAGCUAUGCCGCCGCCCAACGUGAACCAACCACCUGGACCGGCGCCGAAACUACUCCAAAGUACCCCAUUAGCGAGACUAUCACCCAGCAGCGAAUUAUCCGCUCAACAACCGCGGAUUCUUACGCUUCACGACAUCAGUGGGAAGCCGCUGCAAAGCGCGUUGCUGGCCACCACAUCCUCGUCGGGCGGUGUCGGCAAGGACGCGUUGAAUUCCAACAGUGAGAGAAGCCUGAAUUCGCCCAUUAUGAGUCAGCUGUCGGGCUCAACCGCCAGUAGGAAGGCUCCGCAAUCCAACAAUGAGAAUUCGGUGAACAACGUAUCCUCGGGUCCGAUGGGUCUUACCGCAGAGGAGAUCGAGCGAUUAAAUUCUCGCCCGAGAACGUCUAGUCUAGUUUCUACCCUGGACGCCGUGAGCUCGUCCAGCGAGGCGAGGGGUCCACCCGCUCACGGGCCCCUGCACCACCAUCGACGUCAUACACCGCCCGCGGAGAGACUCGAGCGACGAAACUCGUCGACCACCGACGAGAGUGGCAACGAUAGCUUUACGUGCUCGGAGAUCGAAUACGACAACGGCUCGCUGGUAGGUGACAAGCGGUCCGACAACCUGUUUGCCAAGCAAGCUGACGAGGGUAGCGGACCCCAAGGUAGCAGGAGCAAUGUCGAGUCGUCGCAGUCAACGAAACCGCCGUUACCGCCAAACGUUGUCGGCAAUUAUGACGGCUUCGACAGCUCGUUCCGUGGCUCCCUCAGCACCCUCGUCGCCUCGGACGACGAUCUAUCGACCCAUAUGGGCGGUCUCCUCUACGGCAACCAUGCCAACAACGGCUCGCCCACCACCACCACCACCACUAUCACCGCCACCGAAGAUGCUCUUAGCUGGGACUAUCUGCUCAAUUGGAGACCCAACUUUGAGAGUCUCGUCGGCGUUUUCAUCGACAUCGCCGAAUUACCGGAUAGCACCAGCCGAGUACCUAGAUUACCGGCGAAUAUCCCCAAACCGUCCGAGGAAUACGUUUGAAACAGUCCGACGAACGAUGCCGAGACAAUUUAGUAAACUGACUAGUAGUCUUGAAAAUUCUUUCAGAGAAGAUUGUAAAGAUUCUCCUUGCCUGAAAAAAUGGCGAAAUCUACGACGUAGAAAUGUUGCUGUUUAAUUGACUAGUUGGACGUUUGUAAAACAAUAGUUUAUAUAAAUCGCGACAUCCACGGCAUCGGGCUUUGGAUGAUCGUAAUCUUGAGUCAUGCGAGAACGUGUUUAAGAAAGGUGCCGAUUUUAAAACGUAGAUUCUAAGUGUUGUUGGUGAAAAAUCGUUGCAACAUUUACGACGUUGCAGCGAGGUGCCGCGCCAAAUGCGCGAUCAUCUUGCCAUAAAGUGUAAUUUUUCUCGAAGAAAGAGAGAGAGAGAAAGAGAGACUCGUUAUUUUUUAUCGUACUCUUUUAUUUCGCGAAUAUUUGUAAAUAUUGAAUGACACGUUUCUAAUCAAAACGACUCGUUCGCGAAAUGCCUAUCCCUCAGUUAUACGAUCGGUCGAACUGCACAAAACUUCUCUUGCGACUAAUGAUCGAUUAAUAUCGAUUGCAAUUAAGAUUAAAAUUAAUAUUAUUAAUAUUAAUAUUAAAUUACGCAAACUCGUGCAAUGUUAAUAUUACUAAUAAUAUUAGUUUUGAUUAAAUUAAUAAAUAUAUUGAUGCUCAAUUUGCGGGAAAAAUAUUCGUAUCUCAUACAUCUUGAACGAUCGUACGCAAUAUUAAAUACGAAACAGGAUUACGCGAAUUUACAUUGAAUAUUAUUUUAAUUACGAGAUGAAAAAAUGAGCGACUAGGCAUCGAGGUAAUCUAAUUAACUAGCGACUUUUGUAUAUAUCCUAAACAGCCAUGUCAGAUAUACACUCGAUACAGUCGCACACGUUGUAAUUAUUGGUUAAAUGGCUAAAUGUACGUAUGUGUGUGUAUGCGUGGCACAUAGGCAUUCUUACCUCACGAUAGUAUUUAAAUCAGAAAUGAAAACUAUUAUACGUUUCUAUUUAUUUAGAUUGUAACACGAGAAAAUUUUCGAAAUAUAUAAUUGCAAUAUA
Formica exsecta is the source of this 16244-nucleotide messenger RNA. It is a transcript of the gene ft, whose product is annotated as cadherin-related tumor suppressor. Gene Ontology annotation, biological process: homophilic cell-cell adhesion. Gene Ontology annotation, cellular component: cell-cell junction; plasma membrane. The record is from RefSeq and is a predicted model, not a curated record. The transcript is spliced from 24 exons. NCBI's taxonomy places the organism in Eukaryota, Metazoa, Arthropoda, Insecta, Hymenoptera, Formicidae. Gene Ontology annotation, molecular function: calcium ion binding.